Molecule: messenger RNA, 4384 nt
Organism: Portunus trituberculatus (swimming crab)
Lineage: Eukaryota; Metazoa; Arthropoda; Malacostraca; Decapoda; Portunidae
Product: serine/arginine repetitive matrix protein 1-like
Exons: 7
Coding region: 423-3743 (1106 amino acids)
Biological process (GO): actin filament polymerization
Cellular component (GO): cytoplasm; actin filament
Molecular function (GO): microtubule binding; actin binding
Source: RefSeq, a predicted model, not a curated record
UCCUCCUCCUCCUCCUCCUGUACUGGAUUGAGAAGUAUAUCAAGUCAUUAAGAAGAAAAUUAAGAUAUAGAGAAAACGGAGAGAGAGAAAAAGAGAGAGAAAGCCGAGAAAAGAAAACGAGGGCAUUUCUCAACACAUCCAAAACAAUAAGUGACGUGGAAAUGAAGAAGAAAAAGGACAAAAGGAAAUGAAAGAAGAAAGAGAGAGAGAGAGAGAAAGAGAAAGAAGUGUCAUCAUCACCACCACCACCACCAUCACCAUCAUCAUCAUCAUCAUCAUCGUCUCUUUGUGUCCGUUAAACAGUACCAGUGAAAGUGACGUCAUAUCUGGAAAGUGAAAGAAAAGAAAGGACUGAAAGAAAAGAAAAAAAAUCGUUCUGUUUCGUUUUCUUUUUCAUAUUACAACGUUCACUUUCUAUAUCUAUGGUUGUGCAUCAUUGGAACACAGGUGCCGGGAUGUGCGUGAGUCGUGCUGGAGGCGUGGUGGGCGUGGUGGGGGCCGCCCUUAUCCUCCUGGGCCUUCUGCAGGUGGUGGCUGGCACGUACUUCAUGCUGGCGCUGCCCAUCUUUCAGCUUGGUUCAAACUUGUGGACAGGAUCGUGGUCUGUGGUGUGCGGGCUGGUUGUGGGCGUGCUGGCGUGGCGCGGGCGUGCACUGAGGAGAGGACAGGUGGUGUUGGUGGCGACCCUCAGUGUUCUGGUGGCUAAUGUGGCAAAUCUGGUCAUCCUUCAGGUCGGGGAGAAGAGCGAGUUCCUGACGGAGGCUAACAGGCGGACCAUCGUGAGGGAGAACCAGGAGCACCAGCUGAGGAUAGCGCUGUGGCUGACGACGGUGGUGUCAGCGGUGGGCAUCUGCGUCAGCUUCCUGGGGGCGCAGUACCUGUUCUGCGCCGUGGUGCGGGGCCCCAGGGUGAAGGGGCGGAUGCCGGUCACCAGGUCCUUAUCUGACGAGGACCUACAGAGGCCCCAGGAGCCGCAGGACUCCACGCCGUCGCUGGAGGACGUGGUUGCGUUGCCUGACCCGGCCCGCUCCUCUGCCUGGGUGUACAACCCUGAGGAGGACAAGGGUCCCGCCCCUCUGGGUCCUCCGGGGCUGGACCUACUGUGGGACUGUCCUGACGGUCCCCGCAGGCUUCCUGCCGCCCGCCACGCCUCCUUUGCCACCGCCAGGUUCGCCCGCGUGCACCAGCGGCCACAAAGGGCGCAGAGCUUCGUGGUGAGGAGGGACUUGUUGCUGAGUGCCGCAGAGGGCCGCCCCGCCAUGGCCCCCGCCCCAGUCAGGUGCCCCGAGCUGCCAGGGACGCGCACCUGCCCGCGUUACGCCAAGCCUAACGUGCGUCGCAUCUACAGGUCUAACUCCGUGACAGACAAGACCCUGCUGGGAGAGGCUGCCGCCGCCGCGGCCGAAGCAGGAGCCGCCCUCAGCCGCAGGUUCCACGCAGGCUCCCUGGACGACCUGGACGCGGGGCCCGUCAUCGAGGUGGGCAUGGCGAGGGAGGUGAGUCGCUCCGAGCACACGCUGGCCACCUGCAGGACCUCUUUCUGCCACGCGCCGUCCACCGAGGACGAGGACGAAGAGGAGGACGAGGUGGAGGAGACCACCGUGCCUGUCAUCCACCGCUCCGCCACCAGCGUGAAGGACAACCAGCUGGAGAGCAAGACUGUCCUCUCCUCCUUCAACCCCGUCAGCGGCCACGCCCCUCCCCGCCUCACCAAACAGAAGGGCCCCGCCCCACUCCCUCCCACCAAACCCAAGCCACCCCCGCCCCCCGCCGCUCCGUCGCAGGAUGACCAAGGCCCGUCAGGUCCCACCAAGCCGCCGGACGAAGGAAUCGAGUUCAGCGAUGAAGAGAAGGAAGCGGAAACACGCGCCCCUCUGCCUGCCAUAGAAGAGAACAAUAGCAGCAGCAGCACCAGCACCAGCACGAGCAUCACCAGCAGCAGCAGCCGUAAGCGUCCCGCCCCGCAGCCCCGCUCUUCCCUUCCUACAACCUCGCUGCCUUUCGAGGCCGAGGGAGAGACAGCCUCGGAGGUGUCUCGUGAACCUCCCCCGCCGCCGCCACCGCCGCCGUCACUGACCAAGAAGGCUAUGCCUCCCAAAAUUCCUCGCCCUGAGAUAGUGAAGCCGCCGCGCCCUUCCGUUGCUGACAAGAUCCUCCGUGCUGGUGGGGCUGGCGUGGGUGGCGGCCGCCCACCCCCUGCACGAUGUCGCGGUGAGGGCGAGGAGGCAGCCACUCUGCGGCGCCUGGAGGAGGUACUAACGGGCAUCCUGGACCGCGGCGCCGCACCGCCGCUCCGAGCCACGCGGUCUGAGGAGAAUUUGAUGGAGAGUUUGAGGGCGGCGGGUCAGGAGGCAAGGACACCCAAGGGCAUCCUGAAGAACGGUCCUGUCAAACCAAGCCGCUACGAGCAGGAACACCGCGAGGCCCUGCAGGACUCCCGCGCCUUGCUGGAGCAGCUGCCGCGCGGCGAACUGCAGCGGCACAAAAUUGUACUGCGGGUGCCGUCCUUCAGAACGGCGGGGUGCCAAACGGAAGCCUCCAGACCUCUGCGGCGCCGCGCAUCCUGCGCCCAGACAGGAUUUAGCACCGCACCAAGGCUGAGGGACGCAGCAGCCACCACCACCGUCACUCCCGCCCCACCCAUCACAACCUCCUCUUCUUCCUCUUCCUCUUCCCGCUCCUCCCUGACAGAUCGCUCAAGAAAGAAGUCCUCCCCGGCCCUCGAGUCUUCGUCCUCGUCGUCAGGAUACUCGAGCCCCGAGGUGAGCAGCAAGGCUGCCUCACCCUCCCACUCCGGGCCGCCUUCGCCUGCAUCCUCCUCGGUGGGCGUGAGCGACGAGGAGGAGCGGCGGCGGCGGCGUUCGACGGACACCAAUGUGACGGUGAUCGAAGUGAACAAGAGUGCCGGCGAUCCCCCGCCGCGCCGUCCCGCGCUGUGGCAAGGUCUGGAUACUGUGCCUCCUCCGCGGCCCCCCAAACCCUUCCGUCUGCGGCCGCUGUCUGACGCGGGCACGCUCCUGAGUAAUCCCGGCGGCCUGCUGGUGCCCGUGCCGCGGCGCGCGUCGCAACUCUACGAGGACGUGUUCGGGCUGGCGGCGCUCACUGAGAACGUGAUGCUGCUGACGGAGGCCAUCAACCCAGUGUUGGUGCACACCCGUGGCAGCGACGCAGCUGCAACGCCGGCCCCCUUCCUCCAGGAGUCCCCCGUCGCGCCAAGAGUGGUAGACGUGAUCCCCAAAGCCGUGAACUCCAAGCUGUGGGACGGACGCACAAUCUACGCGCCGCGGCCCCGCCCCGCGCUCCGCACCCACAGCCUGUCCCUGCCCCGCCCCGCGCUACACCCACGCCCACCCCCUCCACGACUCAUCAGGAGGGUAGCCGAGCACCCCAACGACGAGAGGGAGAAGGAGGAGGAGCGGGUUGGCGUGACGCCUGAGUCCACCGCGGCGUACCUGGCCUCGCUGGAACUGCUAGCCUCCCACUACCGCCACCAGGCACUCGCCAACGCCAAGCAACUACAACUGCAACAGCGACUUCUCCUGCAGCAGCAAAGGCAACAACAACAACAGACCACUCAAGAUUCAACUCAGACUGAAUAUUUCGAGGAGGAGGAAGAAGGGGAAGAGGACGAGAAGGAGGAUAUAAUAGAGAAAGAUGUGAAAGGGAAGAAGAAAACCUCUCCUGCACGAGUCCUCUCCGAGCCUUACCUGGCGUCACCUGUGAAGGAUGACAGUGAAUGCUAGUGAGGAGGAGGAGGAUAGUAAACAAUCACUAAACCAAAUCAAACCAAAACCAAACCAAAAACAUUUAUAGGAUAUGUACUCAUAAUUCCAAACCAAAAACAUUUAUAGGAUAUGUAAUCUUAAUUCCACAAACAUUACACCCUGAAAGAAAACCGAACUUUCCUGAGAGUCAACACGUACACACAACUUAAACUUGACCUUUUCUCAGUAUCAAACUUUUCUCAGUAUCAAACUUUUCAGUGAAGGAGUUUUGAUGAAAGGAAAACAGGAGAAUAAAAGGAAAAGAUAGUAGUGAACGUUCUUGCUUGAAAAACGAGAAGUAAUAAGUUUUCCCUCUUUAGAUAAUCAAGAAACAUUCCAAAAGUUUUCCUUCCUAACGAGUGUGUGAAGAGUGCCUUAGAAAAUAUUAAAGAGAGAAUCCUAAAAAAGUGAUUAGAAUAUAUAAAUAAAUUGUCAGGAAGAAUGCUAAGAAAGAGGAAAAACAACAGUGACGAUUAAAAUAUAUCUAAAAAAUGUCAGGAAGAAUGUUAUAAAGAAAAAAAACAGUUACGAUUGAAAUAUAUAGAAAAAAUAUUAGAGAGUGUUAAAAAGAAAACAAUAGUUACGAUUAAAAUAUAUAAAUAAAUUUUCAGGAAGAAUGC